AUGCAUGUGAGAGACAAUCACUGGCUAAGAGAGCUGUGGCCCAAGUGCGGAGCAGUGAGUGCCCUCUUCGUGCAGGAGGACCUGAGUGCCUUCAACAGCAGCAUCGCCUUCAAGAACUGCAGGGGAACAUCAGGCCUUCGGAUCACAGAGAGGGGCUUGCUCUUGAGUUCUGAGGGCGCAAGGGAGGCUGCGCAGAGCAGAAGUUUCGCGAGGCAUCCAGUGGCACGGAGUUUUGUGGAGUUUUCCUUCUUUGAAGCUGGCGAAGGUGGCGGCCUGCAUGCCAAAAGCUUCCUCCUAGAGCAGAGCAAGGCGGACUUCGACAACUGCACGGCGUCUAGUGCCUUGGCAAUGCACCCGGGGCUGUGCAUCCGAGCUUUCCGAGGGCAGGCAAAGCAGAUCGGCUUCUUUUGCCACGCCACCCAGCUUUGCAAGCUUGGGUCUGUUUUUGUGGGUGCUUUCACGGGUUCUGAAAGCAGCUGCAUGAACGGCGGCGGCGGCGGCGCCUACAUCAAGGAGACCUUCCGCAUGAACGCCAACAGCUCCGCCAGCUUCCGCGGCUGCUCUGCAGAACUUGGCCGCGGCGGCGGCCUGCAUGCCGAAAGCUUCCUCCUAGAGCAGAGCAAGGCGGACUUCGACAACUGCACGGCGUCUGAAGUCAUGGGCGGCGGCGGCGGCGCCUACAUCAAGGAGACCUUCCGCAUGAACUUCAACAGCUCCGCCAGCUUCCGGGGCUGCUCUGCAGAACUUGGUGGCGGCCUGCAUGCCAAAAGCUUCCUCUUAGAGCAGAGCAAGGCGGACUUCGACAACUCCAUGGCGUCUGGCCUCUACACCGGCGGCGGCGGCGGCGCCCACAUCGUGGAGACCUUCCGCAUGAACAUAAACAGCUCCGCCAGCUUCCGGGGCUGCUCUGCAGAAAAUGGUGUCUUGGUGGCACGGAGCUCCAGGGGAAAGGUCUGGUGA
Molecule: messenger RNA, 960 nt
Organism: Symbiodinium natans
Lineage: Eukaryota; Dinophyceae; Suessiales; Symbiodiniaceae
Source: the annotation of a GenBank genome assembly